Phascolarctos cinereus (koala) is the source of this 4460-nucleotide messenger RNA. The record is from RefSeq and is a predicted model, not a curated record. Lineage: Eukaryota; Metazoa; Chordata; Mammalia; Diprotodontia; Phascolarctidae.
AUGGCAUAUUUGAUAUUCAUAAGUAAAAAUUACUUUCCUAUUAACAGCACUGUGAGUUUUUUAUGUCGGCCAGGAUAUACUCUCAGUAAACCUGGGCCUCUUAUCAGUACUUGUCAAGAUGAUGGAACGUGGUCACCUGUGUCAGGGUCUUGUAAAAAAAAGUCAUGCCCAAAUCCACAAGAUUUAGAAAAUGGUCAAGUUCAUAUACCAGAUACCUCAUUUGGUUCAGAAAUUACAUAUUCUUGUGAUGAAGGCUACACCUUAAUAGGUGAUGAUGUUAGAAGGUGUGAGCUUGAUGGAAACAGAGUUGUGUGGAGUGGUGCCAUUCCAUUUUGCAAAAUUAAUACUUGUGCACCACCUACAAGCAUCGAAAAUGGGAAGCACAAUGGCGGCAACAAGGAUUUCUUUACCUAUGGUGAGGUAGUGACUUACCACUGCGAUUCAAGAGGUCAGCAUCCACUGUCGCUUAUUGGAGAUGCCAGAAUUAUUUGUGAUAAAGAUGGAGAAUGGGAUAAGUUGCCUCCUAAAUGUAAAGAAGUCAAAUGUAAAACUCCAAAAGUUGACAAUGCAGUCCAGCUAACAGGAUUUGGAUCCUUUCAUACUUACAAGGACACAAUUAUUUUCGAAUGUGAAGAUGGUUAUUUCUUCUUACGAGGUAACGGCAGAAUUACUUGUGAAGCUGAUAGUAAUUGGAGCCCUGUACUUCCAGUUUGUUCUGCAGAACGUCCCAGUACUGAACCACCUUACCCAAGUCGUCCAGGAUCUACCAGUACUUCCCAACAAGAACCACCUGUCUCAAGUAAACCAGGGCCUUCGCUUCCUCCCAAUAAAGAACCACAAGGACCAAGUUUGGGCAUCAUUAUCGUGAUAGUUCUUACCAUAGUUAUCGUGCUUGCAAUAAUAUUCGGCUUUAUCGUUUAUUGUCAGUACAAGAAGCAAAAAGGGAAAAAUGCAACGAUUCCUGUUAGUGCUGAUUACAAACCUAGCCUGGAACAAGGGAACCAUUCUGAGGAAAGCAAGUGUAUGGUUUCAGUAAAUUAAUGUAACCACCAAUCUGGCCUUUUUUUUAGUUUUAAUGUUAAGCACUUUUCUAGUUACUUUCAAUGUAACUGCUUUGCCAGCUGAAAACAAAGCUGUUAAGUUGGAAUUUUGGUGUUUUAAAAUGAGGCUUAUUAAUUAGCAUCCUUACAUACACCCUUACACACCUGUAUGGUGCUUAAAAUGGAAAUGAAGAUAAAACACACAUUGUGGAUCUGCCCAGGUCAUCACUGCAUUUAGUGUAGGGUGUCAGAAGGAUGAUGGCAAAAUACUCUUUUAAGAAAAAAAGUUUUGCAAAUGCACUUAUGGAAAUAAGAAAUGUGUAAUAUUUUCACUGGGUAAUUUAAGAAAUUAAGUGACUGAAAACGAGGGAGGUUGGUUAUGAUCAACUUCAUGGAUCACUAAAGAAAAGUUUUGUAAGGAAUGUUCUUGUCAAACAGUGGUACUUUAUCCUAUUUAUAACCAUUUCUUUUGGUAACCAGUAUACUAAUUCAGGACAAAGUUAAGAAACCAGCCUGUGCAUAUGGCUGUGAAGUUGACAUUUAUUUUCACCAGUCAAUGGGAAAUGGUUUUAAUUUAUGCAAAAUACAAAAAGCCCCCCAGCUAUUUCUGUGAAAGUAAGUAAGGGACAUUAGUCUCCAGCCAAGAAUUCCAGCACAAUGUACACAAUGAAUAAUAAAUACUUGGAGCCUUACCAUCUUUUUCACAGAGAAUUCUAGAGUAAGGGGUGGGGGGGGGCAGCGGGGAAUCUAUUAAGGUUAAGAACUGGCUUGUUUCAAAUAGGGCUGGUGUUUUGUGGUCUGAAUGUACCCAUGUUUAAUGCCUAUUAAAGCCUGAGAGGCAGCAUAGAAGGGAGUACAGCAUGACACACACUUAGCUGUGUGAUCUUGGGCAGAACACCUAACUAACCUGGUCUUGCUUUAGGCCAUUGUUGUCACACUUAUAUAGAAACUUAGGAAGCCACAGAUUGAUAUCCAUGUUGUAUUAUCAUUUUCUUCCUAAUUUUAGUCUGGUUUAGACAACACAAAGCAGCUUUUUAGGCAGUCCUCAGGCUGAAUGCAACAUUUCUGCUCUAGGCUGUUCUCUAAAAUGCAGUCUAUAAGCAAAGUGUUGCCAGAAUGUAUCAGUAAGGGGAAAAUUUCCACACCAGGAGUUCCCACCACCUCAGACUCCCCUGCUCCCCUGCCAUGUAGCCUGUUUUUUAAUAUCAGGGAAUAUGCUCAAACAAUGACUUAAAGCCUUAGAAUACACUCUUCUAGGGGCAUGCCUUCAUCCGUGAUGCCAUUUUGCCCCUCAGUGUUUUUUUUAAAGAGAGAAAGUCUUCUUUUAAGACUUCAGCUGGGCCAAGAGAACAAAAAAUAUAGUUUGUACAUUUUCUAAAAGCGUCUGGAGAAGGGAGGCUGUGAACUUCAGAAAAUUAUACAGAUCUUUUAUCACCUGCCUUACUCUUCCUAACUAGAAAGCCCAUCCUGUAUAUUACACUCCCUGAGUGUGAAUAUUUGGGUAUCAGUGUGUGAUCACGAAAAAACGGAGCUUGUGUUACGUAUUUUCAUGUAUGUAUGUGUGUAUAUAUAUGUAUCUGCCUAUAUAUAUAUAUAUAUUUGAAGUGUAAACACACUUGGGAUUCAUGAUUUUUUAAAAUUUUGGUGUGGUACAGAAUGUAACUUCCCCAUUAUUGCAUGUUUGUGUGUAUACACAUAUGUAGGAAUAAACCCAUCGGGCUUUGGUCAACCCCCACCCCUGCCCCCCAUGUCAUAAUCCCGUCAAUGGGACUCCUUUAGGGUUGUGAUUGGUGUGUGAGAAAUGCCUCUUAAGUCUUCCAGGGGACAAAUACACCAAAUCCCACUCUUCAGUCUGCCACUACUGACCUUAUUCUUUUUCUCUUUUUGGAUUCCAAGGUUGUAAAUAAAAUCACCUCCCAAAUUACAUAAAAUGCAAACAUUCACCACUAAUUCACUAGCUUUGAGCCCAUGCCCCGGGGGAGUGAGGUGGUAAACUAGAGGAAAUCUCUCUUCCUGUGAAAUCUUUUCCUUUGUCUCAGACCCCAGACUCAAAGGCUUAAGCUUAGAGGAACAUCGGUUGCUGCCUAUAUAAUUUAUUAACAGUAACAAGCAGUGCAGUGUAUUUAAGCGAUGUCUCAUCUGUGAGAAAAGUCCCAGCCAGAGACCCCUCCGUUCUGGAACAGCAGAACAGGGAAUUUGCUGACUGAGACUCUCAGCAGGAACUGCUGGCUUCUCCAAGCUCUCCCAAAUCUUGGUAACAGAUUUCUCAGAGUGACAUUUUACUUCGUUCUCCUGAUAAUUCCAUUAACUGAUAAUCUCUCCUCAGAACAGAACAGCUUUGUGGACAUGAAAGUCACAGUUAAGUCAGUUCCCUCAAAGUGUCUGUCUAGACUACAAGCCUGUCAGGGGGCAUUCUUUCAUGACAGCUGACUGUCCCAAGUCUCUUCAGAAAUGCAUUUUGGCUCUUGGUGCCUCUCAAAGACUCCUGCAAAGAUAAUCACUAAUUUGUCUGGCUUAAGGUUCCUUUUGUUAAAGGCUCAGUAACUAUAUCUAGAGUCUCUGCAAGAAGGGCCAUGCAAGUUGGAAGUUAACGUAAUGUUACAAAAGCAUAUUACGUAUACUUUGAAAGAAAUGACAUGGGGACACAAUUCAAUCUAUACCUCACCAAUUUGGACCAAUGCACAGAAGGGAGGAGUUUUCCUUUGAAUUACAAAUCUUCUUGCAUUAAAUGUAUGUAACAAAGUUCUGUUUUGAAGGACAAUUAGUAACUCCAGCUAAGCUAGGAAAGAAUGCUGUUAUGUAUCAAUAAGCACUAACUUGUAUGUAAAGGAGUGCUUCAGUAUUUCUUGUAAUCUUACUUGUGCUAUUCAUGAAGAAUAUGAGAGUUCUGCAUUCGUGAUGUCAGGAACUGGCUUUGUCUUUUUCACAUUCAGGUUUUUAGGAAUGCCUUACUAAAGUAAAGGAGGAGAUAACCUAUUUAAAACUGGGUAGAUGACUCUUGAAACAGAUUUUUCUGCAAAAUAAAUUAAACUGAUUUCUGUGGAGGUUUCUUUAAACCUAAUUUUGGUGUUUAUUUUAAAUAUAUUCUCUUAUGCAGGUACUUAUGAAAUUCUCUAUUGUAUGUGUAAUAUAUAUAUAUAUUUUUGCUAAAGCUUCUUGGAUAUCUUUAAAACUGUAACUUAGGAUUAAAUGUAAUUUUCCUCGUACACAUGUACUUUCAAAUAGCUAGGGAAAUCAGUUUUAUAUGAACGUUGGCUAUUCAUCAACAACUUGUGCCUUCUCUGUUAAGAAUUUGUGGGAAAAGGAAGGUCUUCCUACUUGAAUAAAAAUUACAGAUGAUGUCCUUGAAAAGGAUGGCAAGAUGGCCACCCAGGAUGUAUGAAUUGUUGUAAACUGAAUAAAAAUAUAAUUCUAACUUUA